Aspergillus eucalypticola CBS 122712 is the source of this 1233-nucleotide messenger RNA. RefSeq names its product flavin monoamine oxidase family protein. The transcript is spliced from 5 exons. NCBI's taxonomy places the organism in Eukaryota, Fungi, Ascomycota, Eurotiomycetes, Eurotiales, Aspergillaceae. The coding region runs from base 1 to 1233 and encodes 410 amino acids. The record is from RefSeq and is a predicted model, not a curated record. Gene Ontology annotation, molecular function: oxidoreductase activity.
AUGUAUGUAUUUGUAUAUCCUAUUACUAAACUUUACGAUGUGGUAAUCGUGGGAGCCGGACUCAGUGGACUCCAAGCAGCGCAUUACAUCCAGGCAGCAGGAUUCAGCGUGUGUAUCCUGGAAGUUACGGACCGAGUGGUCGGGAAGACGUUGACCGUGAAGUCCAGCAAAAAGGGAUACAACGAUCUAGGAGCGGCUUGGGUGAAUGAUACGAACCAGAGUGGGAUUUUCAAACUCCAUCAGAGGUACGGACUGGAUGGGGUGGUACAGUAUACGCGUGGAGAUGAUAUUCUCGAAUCAGGUGAGGGGGUGAUUCGCAAGAUACCGUAUGGAUGGCCUUUGACUGGGCUUGCGCGGAAAUUGAUGAUUAUCCUGCGAGAUGAGUCCUCACGGAUGGACUUGGACGACCCAAAAGGGUUUCCAGAGGCCAAGGAAGUGGAUAAUAUGACGUUGGACGAAUUUUGCGUUGAUAGGUCUGGGUCGCAGAAUGCAGUUCACAUGGCAGAUGCUAUUUCAUCGGGGCUGCUUGGGGUGGAUAGUGUGGAAGUUAGUGCGUUGUAUAUGCUGUAUUAUUUCAAUAGUGGAAGGGGGAUCGACAAUCUCUUGUCGGAUGAGAAGGAUGGAGCGCAUUACCUACGUACCAGGCAAGGAACCCAAACUAUCGCUCGGAAGAUGGCAGAUGAGCUCGAUAAAUCCGACAUCUUCUUGGGCGUGCCUGUCACGUCAAUCAGUCAGUCUCAUGACGACAGUCCCUGCGUGGUCCAGACACUUGAUGGCAUUUCGUUUAGUUGUCGACGCGUUAUCGUGUCUAUUCCUACGAACUUGUACCAAAGCAUCUCCUCCUAUCCCCCACUUCCACAAGCUAAGCGUGUUUUAAGCAACCAUACGAUCAUGGGAAAUAACACAUGGUCCGAGUUGUCCAAGGGUGAUCGGUUCAAUCAAGCGUGGGAGCAAUUCUGCCGAUGUUUUGGCAAGUUCGUGAAAGACAUUCCCAAGCCAUACAAUACUCUAGAAAUGGAAUGGAGUAAAGAGCCUUACUUCUUCGGCGCACCUUGUCCAGCGAUGACACCAGGCUUGCUGACUACCGUCGGGACUGAUCUCGCAGCACCGCAUGGUAAAGUGCAUUUCAUCGGAACAGAAACGUCCACAGUGUGGCGUGGGUACAUGGAGGGGGCCAUUCGAGCAGGGCAACGAGGAGCAGCCGAGGUAGCGACGGCACUGCAGGAAGACUAG